Molecule: messenger RNA, 4143 nt
Organism: Debaryomyces hansenii CBS767
Lineage: Eukaryota; Fungi; Ascomycota; Pichiomycetes; Serinales; Debaryomycetaceae
Product: putative acid anhydride hydrolase
Exons: 1
Coding region: 1-4143 (1380 amino acids)
Biological process (GO): intracellular calcium ion homeostasis
Cellular component (GO): membrane
Molecular function (GO): ATPase-coupled monoatomic cation transmembrane transporter activity; ATP hydrolysis activity; ATP binding
Source: RefSeq, a predicted model, not a curated record
AUGGGGCAGUCAUCAAGAAACGUUCAUCAUCCGCCAAGAAGUAGAAGAUCUUCGUCGAUAGACCGGAGGUCUCGUCAUAACUCGAUUUCUUCCAUGGAGUCAUCGACCAGCUUCUUGGUCGAUGACAAUAACCAUGAAAUGUUUUCGGGAGCCGCUUCGGAAAUUAUACCGUCGUCUAUCACUUCUUUGCAUUAUCCCCAUCAUUUUGGAAGGUUUAAAAGUCGUCAUGGGUCCAGCGUUUCCAGAGAAACGUCACCAUUGUUGGAAACCGAUUACCAUCAGGCAGUCGAUAUUGAAUCAGUUAGAUCCAAUGAGAGCGCCAAUUCCCAUGAAACUCAAAGAGGUUUCAAGUUCUUUUCACCAGAUGAAAUCGAACUGGCACCUGGUGGUUCGACGUUGGAAAAUCCCGAGGAUCCAAUCGACUACAAUACUAAUUGGGAUUAUUCAGUUGAUAAAUACACAGAGGAAGAGCCUAUAGAAUUAGAUGAAGGCCCAUCACUUUUUCAUACCCAACCAGGAAGUUCCAGCACGUAUAUGCAGCAAGAUAAUGCUGAUCUUGAAAGCAGUUACGGAUCAUUAAAUUCGAAUUCAGCUUCGCACUUCGAGCGUCGCAAUAGAAGUGAUUCUGGCGACUCAGAUAAGAGUGGCUCUCUGAUUAAUGAAAGCGUGGAUCACGAUAGAGGCGAAGAAACUCUCAAAGACUAUCCGGCUGUUUCAAAGUAUCAGAGGUUCUACUUGGCAGAGGAAGAUUUAGUAAUUGGUAUUGCAGGAUAUACUAACUGUAUGUGGAAAAAAGUAAUAUACUAUUUUAUUUGCGUUGCAACCUUGGGGUUAGGAUACUUAGUUUUGAGAUGGUUUCCUAAAUAUAAAGUCAAUUUAAGGGGGAAUCAAUCACCAUUGGGAAAAGCUGAUUGGUGUGUUAUUGAGAAUGAAUUUGGUGAAUUGAUUAUAGUCGAUGUUACCAAACAGAAGCAUUAUGAGAGACUUUCUCAUUUUUUGACUGUUUAUGAAUCUGAGAAAGACCCAGGAGAGAAUGGGAAAUUGGACUUGUUUGAUCAGAGACAAACAGAUCCAGUUAUUCCCUUUAUGCAUUCAUUUACUUAUAGAUACAUAAAGUUUUUCUAUAAUCCAGUGGAAGAUAUGUUCAAGAAUAAUUCUAAUUGGUACGAUAUUCGUUGGCUUAAUAUCAAAAAUACAAAAGAAGGAAUUUCGCAAUCAACUCAAGAGCAAAGAAUAAAUAUAUUCGACGAAAAUUCGAUUUCUAUAGAGGAAAAGACGAUAGUCCAAUUAUUGAUGGAUGAAGUUUUUCACCCAUUUUAUGUCUUUCAGAUAUUCUCUAUCUUCCUUUGGUUAGAGGAUGAUUACUAUUAUUAUGCAUCUUGUAUUUUUUUUAUAUCUGUUAUUUCCAUUGCAAACUCAUUGCUUGAGACUAGAACGACGAUUAAGAGAUUGCAAGAAAUUUCUAAAUUUUCUUGUGAAGUUAGAGUUUGGAGAAAUGGAUUUUGGAAACAAAUUGAAUCGAGUGAAUUAGUACCUGGUGACGUAUUCGAAGUUGAUCCUUCGCUUAACGUAAUGCCUUGUGAUGCAUUAUUAAUUAACGGUGAAUGUGUUAUCAAUGAAUCAAUGUUGACAGGUGAAAGUGUUCCUGUUACUAAAGUAAGUGCAACUAGUGAAACGGUUCAAUACUUGCCAGAGAAUUUUACAGUUCCAAUGUUAGCUAAGUCCUUCUUAUAUAAUGGGACAAAAUUAUUGAAGAUGAAGUCAGCAAAUGAUGAGCCAGUUACCGCAAUGACAGUCAAGACCGGAUUUAACACUACAAAAGGGUCAUUGGUUCGUUCUAUGUUAUUUCCCAAGCCUACUGGAUUUAAAUUCUAUGAAGACUCGUUUAAAUAUAUUGGAUUUAUGCUCUUGAUUGCGGCUGUUGGUUUUACGUAUUCAACAUACAAUUUCAUCAAGUUAGGUAUCCCAAGAAGAAUUAUGAUAUUAAGAGCAUUAGAUAUAAUCACCAUUGUUGUCCCACCGGCGUUACCAGCCACUUUAACUAUUGGUACUACAUUUGCAAUUAACAGAUUGAAGAAAUUUCAAAUCUUUUGUAUUGCUCCUACAAGGGUGAAUAUCGGAGGUAAAUUAGAUGUCAUGUGUUUUGAUAAAACCGGAACAUUAACUGAAGAUGGUUUAGAUGUAUUAGGAGUACACUUGGCUAAUAAUGCUAGAGGUAGAAAGGAAAUAGUUUUUGAAGAUAUGGUCGAUGAUAUUAAAUUCUUAAAUACUGACACUAUGCGUGCAGGUGAACACGAAACAGACAAUGGAAAGUUUUUAUUAGGUGGAAUGGCAACCUGUCAUUCUUUGAGAUUAAUAGACGAUGAAUUAUUGGGUGAUCCACUUGACGCUAAGAUGUUUGAAUUUACCGGAUGGAAUUUUGAAGAACAAUCCGAUGGGUCAAACCCAGUAGUGUUCCCUAAGUAUGAAAGCGAUGGUUAUAGAAUAAUGAAGGAAUAUGAGUUCAUCUCUUCCUUGAGAAGAAUGUCAGUCAUUGCCAAUGAUGGGAAGGACAACAGGUUCGUAUUUACGAAAGGUGCACCUGAAGUAAUGUCUGAUAUUUGCAAACAAGAAAGUUUACCAACAAACUAUGAAGAAUUAUUAUACAAAUAUACCCAUAGUGGAUUUAGAGUCAUUGCAUUAGCAUAUAAACUGCUAGACAAAGCAGAGAAGAAUACCAAAGAUCUUUCUAGGGAAGUAAUUGAGUCUGACUUAACCUUCAGUGGAUUUAUCGUGUUUGAGAAUAAAUUAAAGGAUUCCACUAAGCCAACUUUAAAUAGAUUAAGUGAAGCCAAGAUCAGAACGGUCAUGUGUACUGGAGAUAAUGUAUUAACCGCUAUAAGUGUAGCUAAAGAAUGUGAAUUGAUAGAGCCAUGGGUCGAACAUAUCUACAUUCCUACAUAUCAGGAGGGGAGUAAUGAGACCAAUCUUGUAUGGGAAGAUUUUAACAACCCUGAAGAUAAAUUGGACCCUAUAUUAUUGAGGCCAUUAAAUUCAGGUAUUGGAAAUGAAACCAGCUACGGUAAGCACGAAACAUAUAAAUUGGCGAUCACCGGUGAUGUAUUCAGAUACUUAUUGGUUGAUGUCAAAAACCCUGCAAUCAUUCAGCGCAUGUUAAUGAAAUGUGAUAUAUUUGCUCGUAUGUCUCCCGACGAGAAACACGAAUUGGUAGAACAGUUACAGAAGAUUGAUUACACGGUGGGUUUCUGCGGUGAUGGCGCCAACGACUGUGGUGCAUUAAAGGCAGCAGAUGUGGGUAUUUCGUUAUCCGAAGCAGAAGCAUCAGUAGCAGCUCCUUUUACUUCCAGAGUCUUUGAAAUCUCGUGUGUAUUGGAUAUCAUCAAAGAAGGUAGAGCCAGUUUGGUCACUAGUUUCUCGUGUUUCAAGUAUAUGUCAUUGUACUCUGCCAUCCAGUUUAUUACCGUAAGCAUCCUAUACAAGAGAGGUACCAACUUGGGUGAUUUCCAAUUUCUCUACAUUGAUUUAUUUUUGAUCUUGCCAUUGGCCAUAUUCAUGUCGUGGUCCAAACCCUUCGACAAGAUAGUAGUCAAGAGACCUACCGCCAACCUUGUAUCGCCCAAGGUUUUGGUUCCAUUAUGCUGUAACAUUUUAGUGUUAUUGAGUUUCCAGGUAUUUUUAUGGUUGCUUGUUCAGACCCAGCCAUGGUACAUGAAGCCAAUUCCCGCGGGAGACGACGAUGUCAAGUCUUCAGAUAACACGAUUCUAUUCUUGUUCGCAAACUUUCAAUAUAUCCUAAUUGCGGUUGUUUUGAGUAUAGGACCUCCAUACAGACAGUCCUUUGUUUCUAACUACCCAUUCUUAGUCAAUUUAGGAGUCUGUACCCUAGUUUCUACAUUAAUAUUCACCAUCGACCAACGCUCAUGGUGGGGUGACAUUAUGCAACUUACGAGCCUCUCAUCCUCAUUUUACUGCUUGAUUUUGGUGUCAGCAGUAUUAAACUUAGGUGUCAUGUGGAUGGGUGAGCACUACUGGUUCAAGACCUUGGCCUUGCUCUACAAGAGAAUAUUUCAAAGACAUAAGUUUGAACGCAGUAGUAAAACAUUCAAGAAUUUGCAAGCAGAAGAUAACUUACAGACUGUAUAG